This is a messenger RNA of Ixodes scapularis (black-legged tick), 645 nucleotides long. RefSeq names its product P2X purinoceptor 7. The transcript is spliced from 3 exons. The coding region runs from base 13 to 612 and encodes 199 amino acids. The record is from RefSeq and is a predicted model, not a curated record. NCBI's taxonomy places the organism in Eukaryota, Metazoa, Arthropoda, Arachnida, Ixodida, Ixodidae.
AACCUGGAAGAAAUGGACGACAACGCCGCGCUCGCAAACGCGCUCGCAAACGAGUUUGAGCUCCCGUUCAGCGACCUCACGUCGACUGAACGGGAGAUGCUGCUAAGGACGCAGAGCUCUGGAUUGGCGCUUUACGAGGGCGCCCCAGACCUACCACCGACUCCUCGGUCGCCGCCUCAAAGCGACUCCCCGCCCCACUCGCCGACGCCGCCGCAAUGCCGCUACGGGAACACGGAAUGGUGCAGCUGCAACAACUGCGGUAUUCUCGAGAAUGGCACAGAGGGAGAGUGCAUCUGCUGUCGUGAGAUGGGCACGGCGCUGACGCGGGUUCAGCCAGCUGGGUGCAUCACGGAGCACCCGGAGUUCAGCAUGCUGUGCCUCAACAUCCCUGUUCUCCGUCUUCUCUACUUCGAGCUAAGGGGGCUGGGGUAUCCUAUGCACGACGAUAUUCACAGACGCUAUCGCUACACUGCAUACCGAGUCUUCGUCCGCUGGUUAUGGAGACGACUUGGAAAAGGGAACCGGAUGAUUCUGCCGGCAUGUGUAGUCUGCAGAAUAAGAGAGGAAUUCCCUUCUGAAACCACUACCGGUUUCAAGUAUCCCCGCUACUAACUUGUAAGUACCAGAACAUUCGUAAAUAAGCUU